UACUGUAUCUGCAACACAGCGCUCAAAGCAAGCUGCCACAGGUGACAUAUUUCAUGUGCUGCAGCGCCGGCAAGCAGGAGAAGGUCAACGGCUUUAAUCUAUAGUACAGUCAAUUUCAUUCCAGUUAUUUAGCCGAUCCUGUCUUAGACACACGAUAAGGGCGUUACUUACUAAAAUAUGCCGUUUCUAUGAUUAUAAUAGACCGUGAAGAAGAGACUGAAACUGGUGAUUGUCGCUCAUAUGCGCCUUUCUCUCCCUUUUGCACUAACCGAUAUCCUUCAGGGAAUUUAGUUUUUGUGAGUCUUCCAUUUCUAAUUUUACUGGACAUGUGUCCUUUACGGUCCAUAUUGCUGGUGGGAGAAGGGAACUUCUCAUUUUCUGCCUCUGUGAGCCAGUUAUACUCUGAGACAGACACCAGUAUCACGGCCACUUGCCUGCAACAUCAGGAGGAGGCACUGCGGCAUGAAGGCGCAACCAAUAACAUCAGGACCAUCCAGGACUCCGGUGGAGCGGUGCUUUUCGAUGUGGACUGCACAAAGCUGGGGGAAUGUGCCUCUCUUCAGGGCCGUGUAUUUGAUCGUGUGGUGUUUAACUUUCCUCACUGCGGGAGAAAGAGUGGGGUUAAAAAGAACAGAGAACUUCUUAAAAACUUCUUCCUCAGUUGUGUUCAGCUGUUGUCUGAAGACGGGGAGGUUCAUGUUUCCUUAUGCAACGGACAGGGUGGGACACCAGCGGACCACCCGAAGCGAGAGUGGCACAACAGCUGGCAGGUGGCUGCCAUGGCAGCAGAGGCAAACCUAAUCCUUAGUCAUGUCCAGCCUUUUGAAAGUGAGAAAUACCAGAGCUACAAGUGCACUGGAUACAGGAGCCAGGAUAAGGGCUUUCAUGUGGAGAAGGGUUUGCUCCACGUCUUCACUCACAGCCUCUCCUACACCCCUGCUCAGAUACUUAAGGUUGAGGAGGCUGUUGAAGGACACAGAGUCGAGUACAACAUACCAGCCGAGCUCAGCGAUUACAUAUUCAGGGGAUUUCUCUGCUCAGGCUCUGUCCACCCUGUCAGGUUGGUGCAAGAUUUUCUUCUCAAAGGACUGGCGGAGAAGUGGUCCGUCUCCAUGACGACAGAGACCAUUCCCUUCCUCCUCACAGCCAAACAGCUGCAGGCGUGCGGCCGCGACAUCAACCGUACACACUGCUACUGGAUCCACCCGCUUCAGAAAUACCUGAACUCUGACGUUCAUUCCUCUAAGGACAAACGACAACAUCAGUUUUUGGACAGUCAGGGACACACUGGCACAAGAGACACUCUGUCAGCCACGUGUGUUACCUCGGAUGAAGUGGACAGGGUGAGAAGCAAAGAAGUUGAGAGGUUAAUGUCUGCAUGCUCUCUGGUUGAUGCUGAAGGAGAAAGUGAUCUUUAUAUGCUGCGUCCAUCACUGCUCCCUCACAUGGAAGAGCUUCUAACUAAAAAAGAAGAGUUGAUCAACAAUGCAGGGAGUCAUGGGGAGAACAUGGGGAAUAAUAAAAGUGUUGAAGGACAUAAGAAGGGGGGGCCCAGUGGGGACUGUAAUGGUGUCACCAGCUUGUUAUUUGGCAUUAGCGGCCUGGUGUUCAAGAAUGUGCAGGUCAACCUCUGGGCUCUGCCUGCCUUUCACAAGCUCCUCCUCAGAGGUGUUUUCCCUUCAGAAUGUGAGCCAAUCAAAUUGCUUUGCCAGAGGCUGGAUACGCUGCUCGCACCCUAUGGGGUUUCCCUAGUUACAGAACAGGGGGGUCUACGUCUGAUGGCACAGCCGAUGGGUUUGGUUGGUAGGGUGUUUGCAAGCAAUGCAAGUGACAACAUUAGCGAUGUUGUGGUCACUGUGUCCCUAAAUUUGGACCUCCUCGCCGUGCUCCUAUUCUCACUCCCCGACUGGCGGCUGUUAUGGUCACAUGACCCACGCUUUUUACAACACUUUGUACUCCGCCCUUCUCCAGGGAAACCUUUCCACCCAUUCUCCAUGUUCCCCGAGCACUUCAGCUUUGACAUCAGCUUCUGGACAGGGCCGACGUGGGAGGAGAGGAAGUUCCAUGCUCUGACCCGAGAGGCCGGCCAUGGAACCGUAGAGCAAGUUAAACUCAUUGACACGUUCUCACAUCCUGAACUGAGCCAGACCAGUUACUGCUACAGACUCAUCUACCACUCACACACACAUGCGCUGUCACACACACAAGCCCUCCAGUUUCAUAAAGACCUGGAAUCCUUUCUUACCUCUCGGUUGCAAGUCAUCAUCAGGUAGCAACAUUUCAAUCUCUUGAAGGAUCAGGGAUUUAACCUCUCAUUUUUAUCAGAGACAUGAUAAUUACAUGUCUGUUUGUGACUGCUAAUCAAGUUAUAAGCGAAACUGUAGUUGAACAGUGUUUACAGUAGUUGAGGCAUUGCGUGCUAUGAAAUGUCUAUUAAAUGUGAUUGGAAGUAUGUGUACUGUGUGUGUUUUAAUUAUCAUACAAUAAAUAUGUUAUUGAACAUAAAUUUGUGGUCCAUCAAAUAAUAUAAGUCUCAUGUAGUACAUGCGGAGACGAAGCAUAAAAGCAAGUAUUUUGAAAUAAAACAGCCCUGGAAUCAAUAAUCUCUGGUGGAAGAACCACUCUUCACUGUAUAUCAAUGAAUUAUUAAUUUAUGAUUGCAAACUGUAUUCUCUAUAUACAUAUGUUGAAUUGUGUGUUUGCCCAGAGACAAAUGAUAAAUGUUUCAUGUUCAGCUGGUGUGCUGUGCACUGACUUAAAGUUUAUAGAUUUUUGUUAGCAGUUCACACUUUUGACAACAACAAUUGAACACUGUUUUACCCAUAUGUACCCAUACCAAAUUAGUAGUUCUUUCUAAAAAAAUUACCAGGGACUGUAAAGUUGUAUUUGACGGCGACUGAAGUGACUAAUGGUUCCUUGUUCAGCUAAAGAGGGGUUUUAAUUAUAUAAAUGUAGUGUGCAUUGAAACAGGAAAUGUGUCGGGUUUACAACUU
Molecule: messenger RNA, 2993 nt
Organism: Cottoperca gobio
Lineage: Eukaryota; Metazoa; Chordata; Actinopteri; Perciformes; Bovichtidae
Gene: fdxacb1
Product: ferredoxin-fold anticodon binding domain containing 1
Exons: 5
Coding region: 189-2273 (694 amino acids)
Biological process (GO): rRNA base methylation
Cellular component (GO): cytoplasm
Molecular function (GO): rRNA (uridine-N3-)-methyltransferase activity
Source: RefSeq, a predicted model, not a curated record